AUGACCUGGAAUAACGAAUGGCAUAAAGUUGUUUGGUCGGACGAGAAGAAAUUUAAUUUGGAUGGUCCUGAUGGCUUUUCUUACUAUUGGCAUGAUCUACGUAAAGAAGAAGAGAUAUUUUCAACGCGUGCUCAAAGUGGUGGCAGUGUUAUGAUUUGGGCAUCGUUUGGCUGGGGUGGUAAAAGUUCAAUAUGCUUCAUAAAUGGGCGAAUGAAUUCAAAUGGAUAUCGAGAAGUACUAAAAAAUCAUCUAGUUGACAUUGGAAAUACUAUUGGGGGAUCUAAUUGGAUUUUUCAACAAGAUAAUGCGCCGGUUCAUCGGGCAAAAGUCAAUCUUGCUUGA
Messenger RNA from Rotaria sp. Silwood1, 342 nucleotides. Lineage: Eukaryota; Metazoa; Rotifera; Eurotatoria; Philodinida; Philodinidae. The record is from the annotation of a GenBank genome assembly.